AUGGACGAUACUGCCAAACGUACGGGUACUAUUGAUAGCAAAGAAGAGGUGAAGACCAGGACUACCGGUAUUGCUGAAGAAGCCACCGUCAAAAGUUCUGAUGCCAAUGAGCUUAAUCCUCAAUCACAACCAACACAACGUGAGCCAGUGGGUACAACCACAACAGGACCUAACCCCAGUCUUGAUGGUUCGGAGAGCAACAACUCUAUGGGCAUGGUUGGAAAGAGGCUCAUUCUUGCACAAGAGCUAGCUGGUCAACCCCAACCACAAACAAAACCAACACCACCUGGGCCAGUACCAUCCUCCAAAAGAACUGAUCCCGCCAAUUGUAAGACAGCAAACAAAACUACUACUGGUAGUAUAGCCAAAACCGCAGAAGGCCAUCAUCCCAGUCUUGACAUGUCGGACAGCAACAACUCCUUGAUCGGCAUGACUGGAAAGAGACUCAUUCUAGAACAAGAGUUAGCUGAUGCAGUUAAUGCAGCGAAUGUAAUGACUGGUGCAAUGACUAGGCAUGUGGAUAAUGCAGGAGCAAGCCCACUGGAACCCCCUCAACUUACAAGACAGGACGAUGUGCAACAGAAUCAACAGGUUCUGCCAGGAGCAGUAGCGGUACCAGGGGUUGGAGAAAGGCAAUUUGGAUCCUCAUCAGUACCCAGCAUUUCAGAUCGGGAACAGCAAGAUUUUGUUAUUGGCAAUCAUCAUGACAAUCACAAUGUGGGCCUGGUGGAAGCAGAGUCAGUGGACGACCUGGAGCAGCCCAACGCCAUAGCUCUUCCUGCCAUUGAUAGCACCAACACCAGACAGUCCAUUACUCAGAAGUAUCAGCUACGAUUUGCAGGUUUUGCAAUCACUCUAUUGCUCAUAGGAGGGAUCAUUAUUGGCUCUAUUUGUGGGGCUGGAUUGUGUAAGGCUGAUGAUUCAGCUCAGCCUACAAGGAUGACAGAGAGGGACACCCUUCAGGCUCCCAAGAUGAAAUCAGUCCUAACUGAAAUGUUGGGAGAUGGUUACUUUGAUCAAGUAGUGGGAGAAUCCGAUGAUGAUUUGGAUGCUGACCUUUCUCACGUCUUUGUGGAAACAAGGCAGAGAGCAUUCGAUUGGAUUGUCAAUCAUGAUCCAAUGCAGUUGGGAUUUGAUGCUCCCAAUUUGGUUCAACGAUUUGUUCUGGUGCUCUUCUACUAUCAGACAACAAGGCACACGCCAUGGAGAGAGUGCAACCCAACAGUAACUGGCCAAGAGAGUGCAUCAGUUAAUUUCUGCUAUGAACCUGAUCGUUUUUCUGGCGAGAUAACCUCAACCAUCUGGGGGAAUCAGUGGCUCUCUGACAGUCAUGAAUGCCAGUGGGCUGGAGUGACCUGUGAGACUGUAGAGUCAAAAGAAAAGAUAGUUGUUGGGAUACACAUUGCACGGAAUGGUCUCAAUGGCCCUCUUCCCUCGGAGGUUGUACAGCUACCACAGUUCAAACAACUUGAUUUGUACUCAAAUGUGCUGACAGGAACAUUGCCACCAAAGUUCUUUUCCAACCAAGCAGGCCUUACCCUGGAAAAUCUUUUUCUGGGCGCGAAUCAAUUCUCUGGAACUCUUCCUUCGGAAUGGUUUGUAAACAUACUUGCAGGAAAAGGAAAACUUACUGAUCUUCAGCUACAGCAAAACACAUUGACCGGGAAAAUUCCAUCAGAGUUGGGUCUACUCCCUUUGAAUAGCCUUGUACUCGCAAACAACGAACUUUCAGGUUCGAUUCCACAACAACUAUUCCACCAAUCUUCGCUUGAACGGCUGGAGUUGGGGAAAACAGAUCUCACUGGAACACUGCCAGGCGAAAUUGGAAUGCUCACGAAUUUGCGACACCUUGGCUUGGAAGACACACAUAUUUCGGGGUCCCUGCCCUCUGAGAUUGGCCUGGCAAAGUUGCUUUUUGACAUUGUUCUCUCCAACACCAACCUGCAAGGGACAAUUCCUGAUGAAGUCUACACAGGACUUGACAUUCUGCAGCUUUUGGCGGUUAGCAAUUGCAACUUCUCUGGUACCAUCAGUUCAUCCAUUGGUCUGAUGACAACACUAAGGGAGCUGCAUCUGGCCAAUAACAACUUCCAUGGGACCAUCCCAAAUGAGAUUGUGGCAGUCACAAAGCUGCGAAAACUAUUGGUGGAUGGGAAUGAGCUCACUGGAACAGUUCCAAUCUCUUUCUGCGAGAAUUUCUAUGCUAUGGAGCGAAUUUCUUAUAAGGUUGUGGCAGACUGUUUGCCCAUUCCCGAAACAGGAAUGUCAGGAAUCCAAUGUGAUUGCUGCACUAGCUGUUGCGACAAGACAGGAGUUUGCCUUGCCAAUUAA
This is a messenger RNA of Seminavis robusta, 2331 nucleotides long. The record is from the annotation of a GenBank genome assembly. Lineage: Eukaryota; Bacillariophyta; Bacillariophyceae; Naviculales; Naviculaceae.